Dentiscutata erythropus is the source of this 120-nucleotide messenger RNA. NCBI's taxonomy places the organism in Eukaryota, Fungi, Glomeromycota, Glomeromycetes, Diversisporales, Gigasporaceae. The record is from the annotation of a GenBank genome assembly.
CUGAACUGUGAUAAUGGGGAUGAAGUGCAGGGACGCAGAAAGUUAGUGAAUGAGGUACGACACCGCCUCAAGCCAAAAUUGCCCAAUUUUUCUAUAAAUCUUUGCCGAACUGAGCCAAAC